ACGUGAAAAAUGCAGCGCAUUGAUGCUGUUGAAACCAUGUCCACUACGAAUCAACAUUUUUCGUGAAUAAUUUUCUUUGGAUCAUACAACCAAUCGCGCAGCCAACAACAACACACGUUUUAUCUUCGCGAAACAAGUAUCAAGCCGAGAGGGCCACCCCGCCGGUAUGUAAGGUAGGUUCCAUUUAUUUCGCCCUGCUAGCUAGCUUUGGUCGAAUUUGUAUCAGUUGCCACGACCCAGGAAUAAGUUGCAAAAUGUCGGUCCCUGCUCGAGAGCGGUCGCCGCGGCGAAACAAAUGGGACGACGACACCGGAGCAGCAGGAAUAGACGCGGCCCCAAUGAACAACAAUAUGUUCCGAGACAUGCUGAACGACCCCUCUCUGUACGCUCCAAGCGACCCAGGUGCCGCCUUUGCAGCACAGCAGCAGGGGGCCAGCGGGACGAGCAUGAACCCGUUUGGGAUUGACGAAAACGCCAUGAUGCAAAACGCGGGAUAUGCGCCGUCAACGAGCAGCACGGCGGAAGGCAUAAAUCCGCUGACAAAUGUCCCAUACACGGAGAGAUAUUGGAGUACUGAUAUGCUGUUGUGUUUUUUUUCAUCCGAAUCUUUCCUCCUUUGCGUCUUUGUAGAAGCAUGUCGAUACGAGGGGGCGCGCAUUCUACAUUCUUUGGGAUCAGGGUAUGUGAUGCUCCAUACAUUGGUCUUCUUUAAUCAGAAAAGCUUGGCGCUCGACAAAUCAAUUUCUCGACAUCUUCAACCCAUAUCAGGCAUCAUGGAGAAACGCAAGACCCUUCCCUGCGCCGCGGCGAAGAAGGAUUUCUUGAAAUUGGUCAAAAAGAACCAGGUCACAGUCCUCGUCGGUGAGACUGGUUCCGGGAAGACCACGCAGAUGCCGCAGUUUAUUCUGGACGCGGGUUACGCGGCCUUUGGCAAAUGCGUCGCGUGCACGCAGCCCCGGCGAGUGGCCGCGAUGUCGGUUGCCCAGCGUGUCGCCGACGAGAUGGACGUGGAACUUGGGACUUUUUGCGGUUACAGCAUUCGUUUCGAGGACCGAACGAGCGCGCAAACACUGUUAAAGUACAUGACGGACGGUAUGCUGCUCCGGGAGGCCAUGACGGAGCCAACCCUGUCCAGGUAGAAGAUUACAGCGUGCUUCUGCAAUUUGCGGAUUCAAGAUCACAAAAUUAUUUUUUGAUCGCGGCGUUGUUCAGUAUCUUUUGCUUGGUUUCUUUACAAAAAGGAAACUACUGAGCACCACUUUCUUCACACAACGUGCCACAGGUACAGCUGCAUCAUUUUGGAUGAAGCGCACGAGCGUACGCUCGCGACGGACGUAUUGUUCGGCCUUUUGAAGAACAUCAUGCCGAAGCGCCCCGACCUGAAGAUCGUCGUGAUGUCUGCUACUCUUGACGCGGAAAAAAUGCAGACGUACUUCAACAACGCGCCCAUGAUAAACGUUCCGGGGCGCACGUUCCCCGUCGAAAUCUACUACACGCCCGAGCCAGAGAAGGACUACCUGCAAGCCGCGCUCCGCACCGUUCUCAUGAUCCACAACGAGGAGCCUGCCGGGGACAUCCUGUUGUUCCUUACCGGUGAGGAGGAGAUCGAAUACGCGUGCCGGACCAUGAUGCAGUCCGCGAGGACGACGGAACUCGAAGCCGGGGAACUGAAAGCAAUCGCUUUGUACUCGUCGCUCCCGCCGCACAUGCAGCAGCGGAUUUUCGAGCCCGCGCCGCCGGCCAGGGUCGCGGGGGGCAAGCCGGGCCGGAAGGUGGUGGUGUCUACGAACAUUGCCGAGACCUCUGUGACAAUCGACGGCAUUGUUUACGUCGUGGACCCGGGCCUGUCCAAGCAGAAGGUGUUCAACCCGCGCAUCAAAGUCGAGUCGCUGUUGGUCACGCCCAUCUCCCAAGCCUCCGCCUCCCAAAGAUCGGGUCGCGCGGGGCGGACCAGGCCGGGGAAGUGCUUUCGGCUCUACACGGAAUCGUCGUUCAAAACCCUACUUCCACCGCAAACAUACCCGGAAAUUUUGAGGAGCAAUCUGUCCACCAUCGUGUUGACCCUGCUGAAAUUAGGAAUCGAAGAUUUGGUGCACUUCGAUUUCUUGGACCCGCCAGCACCAGAAACGUUGAUGCGUACUGUUUUUUCUGUCAUUUGCACGGUUUCAUCUUUGAAAAACCUAAGGAUUCUUUGGCUUCGCUUCCCCUUCAUUUUACCGCAAAACCAAAACGUGAACGUACUUACUGAUCGUUAGUACUUACUGACUAUGAACAACACAAUACACAACAGACGCUUUGAACCACCUGCGCAACCUGGGUGCCCUGGAUGACAGCAUGCAGAUGACGCCGUUUGGCAAAUUGAUGUCUGAAUUUCCUCUGGACCCAAACCACGCGAAGAUGCUUCUUUCUUCCGCGACCUACGGGUGCGCAGGCGAGGUUCUCUCCAUCGUUGCCAUGCUUUCCGUCCCCUUGGUUUUCCACCGUGGAAAGGAAAAGGAGAAGCAGGAGGCGGCACGGGCCAAAGAGCAAUUUGCGAAUAUGGACGGCGACCACUUACAGCUGUUGGAAGUGUACAACGAAUUUCAAAGAAUCAAGAAGUGGGAAGACCCGGAACGGUGGUGCCGGAAGAACUUUGUGAAUUUCCGGUCGUUGACUUCUGCGGAAUCGGUAAGGUGGCAGUUGUCGUCCAUUUUGGAACGACUGAGCGUCAACGUCCGCGGGCUCGGCGGCAUGCGCGACCCGGCGUAUUUCCUGCAGAUAAGAAAAGCGAUACUCGCCGGGUGUUUUACGAACGUUGCGAGACUGCAGACAGAGGGGAAACACAAGGACAAAUACUUAAACCUCCAGGACAACCAAGCGGCGGAGCUCCACCCGUCGACGUGUUUGAAGCACAAGCCAGAGUGGGUGGUGUUCAACGAUUUGGUGUUAACCCAGAAGAACUACGUGCGAACCGUGACCAAGAUCGACCCGGCUUGGUGCCUGGAAAUCGCGGAUGAUUACUUCGCGGGCAAAUUGAUGAAGCUGCCCCAGUCCCAGGCGCUGAAGGAGCUCGCGGACAUGCGGGCGAACUCGGUGAACAUGCUGCAGGGUCAGGCGUCGAAUUUAGAGGCGCAGAUGCAGGCCCAGGCCAUGAUCGUGAACCAGCAGCAACAAAUGCUGUUGGAGCAGCAGCAAGCGGCCUUGGCGCUGCAAAUGCAGCAGCUCAAAGAGCAACAAGAGAGGCAAGGAACAGCGACGGGAGCCUCGAGUCACAGUGGAACCGCGAAUCCCUUUGCUUAGGGGAAACUCAUAUAAUAAUAAUCAAGUACAUCAUGUACAAGUACUGGAGUACUACACUUUGGCGACAGUUUAUCAUGGGUUUUUUUGGCGAAGACAAAAGUAGUUGAAAUGAUAAGUACUGAGAAUCUUCAGUUUAUUCGAUUAUACUACCAUUGGAAGGAUGAUCACAGUAUUGACAUCACAGAAGUGUCAACGAAUUGAAUUAUAAUUUCUUGUAACGACGAUGGUCGUGUGUGUCCGGCAAUCCGUAUGGAGGUCGACGUUGCGAC
Molecule: messenger RNA, 3548 nt
Organism: Amoebophrya sp. A120
Lineage: Eukaryota; Dinophyceae; Syndiniales; Amoebophryaceae
Source: the annotation of a GenBank genome assembly